Molecule: messenger RNA, 4167 nt
Organism: Wasmannia auropunctata (little fire ant)
Lineage: Eukaryota; Metazoa; Arthropoda; Insecta; Hymenoptera; Formicidae
Product: NECAP-like protein CG9132
Exons: 3
Coding region: 185-958 (257 amino acids)
Biological process (GO): endocytosis
Cellular component (GO): clathrin vesicle coat; membrane
Source: RefSeq, a predicted model, not a curated record
UAGAGUUAUCAAAUCACGGCUGAUCGCGGAGCGGACAUUUGUCAGGAGUGAGAGCGCAAACGAACGAACCUUCAAACACACACACAGCAGCCUUGCUUGCGAGGAGGGCCGCACUUCCCGUCGUCGUCGUCGUGAACGUUCCUUCGCCCAUCUCCCGUGAAUUUCGUCGUCGGCAGGGUGCGCGAUGGAGACGUACGAGAGCGUCCUCCUGGUGAAGUCCGAGGUGUUCGUCUUCAAAAUCCCACCAAGGUCGACCAACAGGGGUUAUCGGGCGGCCGAUUGGAACCUGCAGGAGCCCUCCUGGACCGGGCGCAUGAGAUUGGUGUCGCAGGGCGACAGCAUCACGAUAAAGCUGGAGGACAAGAUCACGGGCGAGCUGUUCGCCAAGUGUCCGAUCGAGCAGUACCCCGGGAUAGCGGUGGAGCCGGUCACCGACUCGUCCAGAUACUUCGUCCUGAGGAUCCAGGACGACAACGGACGGUCAGCGUUCAUAGGUGUCGGCUUCUUAGACAGGUCUGAUAGCUUUGAUCUGAAUGUUGCUCUUCAGGAUCACUUUAAGUGGUUGAAGAAUCGGGAGCAGAUCGAGAAGGAGAAGGAGAAGCCAAAACAGGAGUUGGAUCUCAGAUUUAAGGAAGGCGAAACUAUCAAGAUUAAUAUGAAGAUUACCAAAAAGGAUGGCAGCGAGGUUGCGUCCAAGUCCAGACAACGUACCAAUCCAGCCGUGGGUCUACCGCCUCCUCCAGGUGGUGUCAAGAUUGCUCCACCACCAGCGAAGACCCCUACUUCCUCACCGGCGCACAAGCCACCACAGAGUCAAAAUCCAGAUGGCACGAGUUCAGAGUGGGGCGAGUUCGCCAGUGCUUCACAGUCGGCAUCGGCAUCAGCGUCGGCGCCAGCAUCCGCACCAGCACCAGCACCUGCACCCACAGUGGCCAAUGCCAGUUGGGUGCAAUUCUAACUUUUAAAAUAUAUGUAUAUAAUAUUAUACAUAGAUAUUUACUUUAGUAUGUUAGUGAUUUUGAAAUUAAUGGUCAAGCUUUAGAAAUGUUUCACUCAUCUUGAGGAUUGCUAAAAGUUGAAGUUAUGCAGUAACGAUCUCGAAUCGACAUCAUAUAGAUCACUGAAAUCAUUGAAAAUUUUUGAUGUUAAUAAACAUCUUAAUUAUCUUAAUUUUCCAAUGCCUGAACAGACUGAUAGUUUAUUUAUAUGUUGUCAUACAGUAUUAAACCGAUGUGCAUGUCUAUAUAAAUUUAUAUCUUGUUUUUCUAUAGCUAUGGCAAGGAAAGGUUUUAUAUAAAUCAAAAAGAAAGUUAAUACGAAUUUUUACUCGAUAAAAACAAUAGAGGACAAAUAGAAAUGGCCAUUUGAGCAAAAAAAGAUAAUAUAAAAUAAGAAAGUGUUUUCAAUCUGUGCUAAUAACCUUUUUUUUUCUAAAUGAACAGAAUAUCUGAAAUUUGACCAUUUAUGCUGAAGUCACUCUUGUAUAUUAAAGUAAAUGAAAUAAUUGAUUAUACACACAUAUGACAUGAUAGACGUAUUAAGCUAGAGAUUUUAAGGUGACUAUUGAAAGGAUGUCUAUGAAUAAUGGAGAGUCUGAUGUAUAUUUUCCAAUACUGUGUAGUGUGCAAUGAAAAUUAUAGCAACAUUCGUGAGAGGGUGAUAUUUUUUUUUUAGUGUGAAACAGGAAGUCUUAGGAAAAAAACUUUUAUAUCAAACUUGUCUAAGAAAAAUGUUUUUAGAAAUGAGAAUCAAACUAUUAAUUAAAAUUUACUUUCAGAGGUAUGAUUUGUUAUUUUCCGAAAAAAAAUUUUAUCUUGCGAAAUAAUUUAUGUUAAUUUUUUUUAUACUUUAAAUUUCCCUCUUCUCGAUUGUUGUACGAUUUUCCAGCACUCUAUAUAAUAGUAUUGUACUUAUAAAUACCAUUCGCGAAAAUUCACCUCAAUUGCUUUUGGACAUUCAAUGUAUUUGGAGAUAGCAUAAUUUUUUGUAUGUGUAAAUGUCGAUAUAUAUCAGAUGCAUUUAGUGCCUUGUACAAACUAGUCCAAUAAAUUAGAGGCAAAUUCGAGGCAAAUCGCAAUAGUUAAUAUAUAAUAUGUGUAUUUAGUACUUACAGAGGCACGGUGUAACAUUCGAUUUAUCCAUCGCGGUUUUCAACUUGUCCAAACGUGAUAUAUUGGAUGAUUUCAGUCUGAUUAUACAUACAUAAACAAAAACAUUCUUUUUAGCAUUCGAAUAAUGAUUUUAACAGUUUUUUAUUUGCACACAAAAAGACGUUAAGAAUGAAUACAUUCUUGUAUAUCUGCAAAUUUUGCAACAAAGUCCUUUAUUAGUAAUUAUAAGUGCUUUAUAUAAUUUGUUUCAGAAAUUGAACUUUGUAUGGUUGCAAAAUACCGGUGAGUCGAAUGCUGUUUUUUUUGUUAGAUCAUGUUCAAUAUACAUCUUAUUUAUUCGUUAUUAUAUUAAUUAAUACUGUCAAGAAGCAGUAUUCAAUCCUAAGAAAACCUCAAAUUUCCUAAGGACGCUUUUGUUAUCUUUUUACAAUUAAACUUUUUUGUAUCUAUAAAUUAUGACUGUUUAUAUUUCAGAAUUUUGCAAGGUAUGAAUGUAUCAUCAAUAAAAUUUGCGAAAAUUGAUAUCAUUUAUGUAUGAAGUGAUAAUCUUUAUCAAUUACUGACGUUUCGAUAGAUUAUAAAUUUUAUAGCAGAAUCGAAUGAUAUAUUUUAUUUUAUUUUUUCAAUACUAACUUGUUCUUUUUCCAGUAUUUUUUCUGUUGCAAAUAUUUGUUCACCGAUUAUUCAAGAAGGUAUAUAACACGUUACAUAUCCAAUAUAUAAUAACAAUAUAGUAUUUGGCCUCGACCGUUAGCUUGCAACAUGUAAAUACUACAAGGCCUAUUGUCAAGAUAAGGCCUAAUUCCCUCAUACAUUGAGUGUCCAUAAAGUUGUUCAUUCUAUUUUAAAUAAAUUUUGAGCCAAGCUAGGUUUUGAGAAAAACAGCAGCAAAGUAGUAGUAUAUUUUAAAUUCAUUAUUUUUUUUAUCUCUAAGCUACUUCGUUUUUCGUCUCGCAUGUGUUGAAAAAUUCUUGCCUCAAGGAGAAUAUUCGACGAUAUUACAAAAGAAGUAUUUUUACAUUUUUUCAAAUACGUUUUAUCCCAGUCGUGAGAAAACUAAAAACGAUGAAGAAACUACAUCUCGAAUUUUGUAAAUUCCUAUUAGAUCUUAUAAGAUAUAAUUAAACUUUUCCAUUCAAUAAGCAACAAAAAUAGAUAUUAUAACUUAUGUUUAUCGAAUUAAGCUUUACUUCUCUUUCAAAUCUUUGACGGUAGUAUUCGUAAACUAUUAUUUUACAUCUACAUAUCUCAUAAGCAUUAUGUAUAAGUUAUUGAAAGGAUGUUAUACUGGAAAUGUUUUAAACACUUGUCUGAGGAGUAUGUGUAAAAAAAAAUUCGCGACGUAACGAGAAACAAUUGUCUCUCCAGUGAAAGGUAGAAUCUUCUAUACCAUCUCGUUAAUUAGAACAUAAAUUGUACAAUGUUAUUUACAUUACCCCGUGCUAAAUUUUAAUGUAAAAUGUAGAAUAACCUUGUUGAACAUAUUGUUAGUGUGAAUCUUGUUGAAUGAAUGUUUAGAUGCAAUUUCAUAUUACAUAUAUUAUUUCUCUUUAUUUAUAGGAACUGUCUCAAAGAAGUGCGAAGUGACAGCGGAAAAUAAGUUGUUAUACAUAUAUGUUAGCACCGAAUCAAAGAGUAAUGUUUAAUGUUGAACGUUAAGAGAGAUGCGUGUAAUAAAAAUAUUAUUUUUAAAGAACUCUAGUAUGAUCGGUAGAUUUGUUGAUGUUAAUGAAAAUUUUGUUACAGAGAGAUAGGUAUUAUAAUACUUAAAACACCUAAGAUCAAAUCAUUCAUUAUUACGAACAAUACGAGUAAAAGUCAGAUAUUAAUUUUUAUUUCAGAAAUAAUUUUUAAUUUCCUUAAGAAUUAUCAACAAUUUGAACAAACAUUUGCAGUUCCAAUAAAUAAUAUUUAUGCGAAUAUUCAAAUGACUUCGCGUGCGCGUCAACAAAAUUUUUUAUUUCACUAAAACAAAUUUUCAGAGUAAAUGAUAGAGAGAAACUCCUUCACUUAUUGCAAAAGUUCUUUGUGUGUACAGCUUCGUAUCUUUCCAAAA